Anguilla rostrata (American eel) is the source of this 5123-nucleotide messenger RNA. RefSeq names its product axin-2-like. The record is from RefSeq and is a predicted model, not a curated record. Bases 677 to 3235 code for a protein of 852 amino acids. Gene Ontology annotation, cellular component: beta-catenin destruction complex; plasma membrane; nucleus. Gene Ontology annotation, molecular function: beta-catenin binding; I-SMAD binding; ubiquitin protein ligase binding. NCBI's taxonomy places the organism in Eukaryota, Metazoa, Chordata, Actinopteri, Anguilliformes, Anguillidae. Gene Ontology annotation, biological process: regulation of centromeric sister chromatid cohesion; positive regulation of proteasomal ubiquitin-dependent protein catabolic process; positive regulation of protein kinase activity. The transcript has 11 exons.
GCGGCAGAUCACUUACUUCUGACGUCCCAAAGCCUCAGGGAGUUGGCUCAAGAUUGCUAGUCUUUGAUAAGGUCCUUGCAACUUAGUAACAACUUUGUUGUUCCAAAAAUAAGACAAAAAUCAGUCUGACGGCUUCCCGAGCAUUUCUAUUGAUUAUCCACAUUUUGCGUUCGCAUUUUGUUAUUUGCUUUGCGAGGGAAUUCGCUAAUACGAACUUAUAAAUGCCGUUUUCUCUUUAAAGCGCAACGGAGAAUCAUUGUUUUCUAUGUACCUUUCGGGACCAGGCCGUCGGUUCCUUACUUUGAUGUCCACAGUUAAACCUUCAGCCCAGUUCGUAUUGGAAUAGCCUAUAGACGAGAUCCGUCGCCUGCUAUGACUGCUUGAAACGCUACCUGGGGAGAGCAGAAGCGGGUCCUUUUUUUAGGCGAAAAAGUCACGUUUGCAUUCCCCGUCUUUGUGAGACUCGAAUAGAGUGCCGCCUAUGAACUGAAACUGUGGAUUACUUUUUUUUAUUGCAUUAUUCAAUUGGAUAAUAUCAAGAGGAUUUUUGGUGGAGUAAACCCAUGGAUCGGUGAGAGAAGGGCUGAGAGGCUCCCCCGCUGACUUAAGAGAGUGAGGAGAUUACAGUGGAGCUCAGAGGACGCGCGCGGCACAUAAGGAAACGGGAGCUGGAGCCAUGAGCAGGGCUCUCGCGGACCACAUCAGCAGUAGCUUCAGAGAAGAUGCCCCUCGUCCGCCGGUCCCGGGGGAAGAGGGAGAGGCGCCAUGCCACGCCAAUCCCAGCAAAUUUGCCAUGAUGCGACCUCAGAAUAAGACUAAAGCGAUCGCCGUGGCUCCUCCCGGGUCGACGCCGAGGAGAAACGAGGAUGGACUAGGGGAACCGGAGGGAAGCGCUUCCCCGGACUCGCCGCUCGCUCGGUGGACCAAGUCUUUGCAUUCUCUUCUGGGGGACCAAGACGGCGCUCACCUUUUUCGUACAUUUCUGGAGCGGGAGAAAUGCGUGGACACUUUAGACUUCUGGUUCGCCUGCAAUGGUUUCAGACAGAUGGACCUCAAGGAUACCAAAACGCUACGAGUUGCCAAAGCUAUUUACAAACGGUACAUCGAGAACAACAGCAUUGUUGCCAAACAGCUGAAGCCUGCGACUAAAACCUACAUACGGGAUAGUAUUAAGAAGCAACAGAUAGACUCCGCGAUGUUUGAUCAAGCGCAGACCGAGAUCCAGUCAACAAUGGAGGAAAAUUCUUACCAGAUGUUCUUAACUUCUGAUAUAUACCUCGAAUACGUCCGUACCGGGUGUGAAAACCCUGCUUAUGUAAAUCAUAACGGGCUUGGGAGUCUCAAAUUGAUGUGUGGGUAUCUGCCCACGCUGAACGAGGAAGAGGAGUGGAGUUGCAGUGACUUAAAGGCGAAAGCCUUGGCUUCUGUUGUUGGGCUAUCGGCUAAAGCACUUCGGGCAACUGCUUCCAUAAGAACGGCAGAGGUGCUAGAGAAUGGGUACAGAUCCCACAGGCUUGGUGAUCCUGCGAACCCUUAUCAUGUCAACUCCGGGUACGUGUUCGCCCCCGCCACCAGCGCCAACGACAGCGAGUUCUCCAGCGACGCCAUGACGGACGACUCCAUGUCCAUGACGGACAGCAGCGUAGAUGGGAUCCCGCCGUACAAGCUGGGCACCAAGAAGCAGCAGCAGCGGGAGAUGCACCGCAGCGUCAAGAUGAACGGCCAGGUGCCUCUUCCUCACUUCCCCAGGACGCACCGCCUGCCCAAGGAGAUGACCCCCGUGGAGCCGGCCGCCUUCGCCGCAGAGCUCAUCGCCCGGCUGGAGAAGCUGCGGAGGGAGAGGGAGACCAUGAGCUCCCUGGAGGAGCGGCUGCAGCAGAUCCAGGAGGAAGAAGAGAGGGACGAGGGUGAGGUGCCAGGCAGCGCCCCCCACCACCCCGCUCACCCCCUGGGCCUGCUGCCCUCCGGGUCUCUGGAGGAGGACCCCCAGGUCAUCCUGGACGAGCACCUGUCCCGGGUGCUCAAGACCCCCGGAUGCCAGUCUCCCGGGGUGGUCCGCCACUCGCCCCGGUCCCGCUCCCCGGACCGGCACCCCGCCCUCCACGGGACGGCGCUCGCCAAGCCCCUCCCCGGCCCCGCCCCCGGCUCCGCCCUGGGCCCCUACCCGCUCGGCUGCGGGGUGGGGAAGGCCUUCCUGGCCAAGCAGUCCACCAAGCACAUCCACCACCACUACAUCCACCACCACCACGCCGGCCCCAAGACCAAGGAGCAGGUGGAGGCAGAGGCGGCCCAGCGCAUCCAGUGCCUGUGUCCCGCCGGCGGCGGCGGCGGCGGCGGCGACUACUCCUCCUACCACAAGUGCCGCGGCCACGGCAAGGAGCAGCCCGCCAGCCCGGCGGAGCUCGCCCUGGGGCGCCCGGUCGCCCUGUCCAGACGGCCGAGCAAGGCCAGCGAGGGGGCGGCCCAGCCGAACGGCGAGGGCGGGGGGGGCGGCGGCGGCGGCGCCUCCCCGCAGCUCCCCUCGGACGGCACGGACCGCUCGCAGAACGUCUGGCAGUGGAUCCUGGAGAGCGAGAGGCAGAGCAAGCACAAGCCGCACAGCGCUCAAGGCAUCAAGAAGGCCUACGCCACGGACUCCUCCUCCAAGACGCUCCCGGGCCGGACGCACUCCUGGGGAGGAGGAGGAGGCGGCGGCGGCGGCGGCAGCCACGCCCGCGCCCACCAUCCCGCCCACCCCUUCAUCCAGGACCCCGCCAUGCCCCCCCUGCCCCCGCCCAACACGCUGGCCCAGCUGGAGGAAGCCAGGCGGCGACUGGAGGAGGUCUCCAAACCCCCCAAACAGAGGCAUUCAACAUCGAGCCUUCAAAGAGACAGGAGUCAUUCUGCGGCUUUCCAGAGUGGAAAUGCACCUCUAUCAAGUCCCGGGCUUCAAACAGAAGAGUCAAAAGAGCCAAAGAAACAGGCCGGUACCCAUGGUGCACUGGGCACUGAGCUGGUGGUCACAUACUUCUUCUGUGGAGAAGAGAUCCCCUAUCGCAGGAUGAUGAAGACCCACUCCCUAACCCUCGGACACUUCAAAGAACAGCUACGCAAGAAAGGCAAUUACAGGUACUACUUCAAGAAGGCGAGCGACGAGUUCGAGUGCGGCGCGGUGUUCGAGGAGGUGUGGGACGACGGGACCGUCCUGCCCAUGUACGAGGGCAAGAUCCUGGGCAAGGUGGAGAGGAUGGACUGAGGCACGCACGGACCGAAGUACCAGAACCAAACUCUGGGGGGGGGGGGAAUACAGCAUCGCCCCCGGGGGAGAGAUUUGACUCUUGAAGAUGCCUCACUGAGAGAGAAAAAAAUAAAAUGAAUAAUUAAAAAAAUUAAAAAGCUUAAUAGAUAUAAUAUAUCCAGCACACCACAAGGCACAAGAAUCUUUUGAAGGAACACGAGCCAAUGAAGUACGGGAAGGAGGGAGCAGGGAGACCCUCAAACCCAACCCCCAAACCCCCCACCCCGCCACCCCCCAGCCCAUGACUUUUUAAACCAACCAGCCUUACAAACCCAAGGAGAAACGGUAUUAGGGACGGAGAGUGGAGCCUGGAGCGGGGCUCCAUGGGACAGUGGGAACGGACGGGACGAGGGAGAAACACUAUGAACAUAACCACUGUUUGAAGACGCAGACGACUGUUUCGCUGUUUCGAGAAAAAGACUGCGGCGCACGGACCGCCCCGGUCUUCCCUGGCCGGUCGCGUACGGACUGGCGCGGGGGGGGAGAGCCCGGUGUCGUGCUCCUGCUGCCCCCCUUUUCCUGCUCGUUUUCAACGUUCGUUAUACGUGUGCAUAUACAUAACUGCAUAUAUGUAUAUAUACAUGUAUUAUUAUAUAGUGCUUUUUUUUUUGUCAUGAUUAAAGUUUUAUAAAUAUUUAUUUAAAACUGUCGUCCCCCCCUCCUACCUCCCGCCCCCCAACCCUCCCGCCCCCACCCCCCCAUGUCCUGAAUACGGACUAGCUGCUUUCUGUAAUUGGGAGAAAACGAUGGUGAUCUUUCCAAUGUUAUUAAUGCAAGGCGAGAAGCCCUAGCCCCAGCGGCUAACGGGCUGUACCAGGAGUCUCUGGAGGCGGAUCGCGUGCCAGUGUCCUCCGCCCUGGGCUCCUCCGCCGUGGGGUCCUCCGCCCUGGGGUCCUCCGGCCUGGGGUCCUCCGCCCUGGGGUCCAGCGCCCUGGGCUCCUCCGCCCUGGGGUCCAGUGCCCGGUCCGAAUCAAUGCUGCUGUCUCUGGGUGUCCUUCGGUUUUUAAACGUAGAAACAGGAUUUCCCGCACCGUCCCGACCUUUUUAUUUUUAUUUUUUAUUUUUUUGAGUCCAGUGCCUUUUUUUGUGUGGACCAGGCGUCGCACAAGAAGAAAGGAAUGAAGAAGAAACGUUCUUGAGGAAGUAGAAUAAAUUACAGAGACCUGGAGCGCGCGGACGUCCCGACAUCGGACGGCACGAAGAAGUGUUUACGUUGAGCGGAGCGAGCGCACCGAAUCGAUCUGUGGCUAAACGAGCGUAGUUCUCCCCCCUGGAGCGGCUGCCAAACGUGGAAAGGGCGGCUGAGAGUGUUUCCACAUCGGACACUUAGCUAUACUCGGCGCCAUCUUUGAGAGAGAGCGGGGGCACUCCAUAGCGACAUCGCGUUGUGAAACACUAAAAAAAAACAGAGCUCCUGUACAUAUUGUAAUUAUGCAUUGUAAACAUCAGAAGAGGAUACACUAUCGCUAGUGUUUUAUUAGUACAGCACCUGUGCCUACAUGGGCUCCACACCGUGUGUUACCCUGCUUCAGGGUUGAGUAUUCCCUUGGUUUUCAGAGGGCUUUAUGUUGAAAAGAUAUUUUUAUGCUUUUAAUAUCUUGUAAUCAUGUUUUCUCUUUUUUUUUUUUUUUUUUUUUUUUUUUUUUUAGUUUGUGUUUUAUGAAAUGUUUUUCUUUUUUUUUUUGCCAUGGCAUUUUAUUUUUAUUUUAUUUUUAUUUUUUGUUCUAUCUAAACUGUAAAUUAUGCAUUAUAUAAAGAGUUUCAUUUAAAGAUUACUUGGUACUAUAAUUAUUGUAAUUAUUAAGAGAUGUAGCCUUUAUUAAAGUUUUAUAUUUUUCAAAUGAAA